CAUUGCUUCCCUUUCUGGUGCCUCUCACCCGACCUUGUUCCUAUGACCCGACAACCUUCCAGCAACAACCUGCACUCACGAGUCGCCUGAUCGACUCACCCGCCCUGGAAGCUGCUGUAGAUGAAGUCGCCGCUUCCUCCCACGGCUGGAACUUUCUCACUAUCUAUCCGCGAUCCGUUGAUCAAAAGAAAUUCGGAUCCCCAAUCCUAUCCUCGAGUGACGCUUUGUCCAUGCGCGAAGCCUUGAGGUGUCGAUCCCGAGGCGCCUAUUGUCUGGACUCGACAGAUAUCGCGAAAAAUGAACUGCAACGUCUGUCAAAGACCCCACAAUCCUCAGCGGUUGCCCUUCCUUUGUGCUGUGGAUGCCCGGAACCACUGCUAUGAGGGUCGCCUCAAGAACCUCCAGUUGUUGAUGGAGAAUGAGAGUCUUCAGAAUCAGAUCAAUGCCCUGCUUGCCCAAGACGCAUCGGGCGAUGCGCCCAACCCGACUAUCGCUGCUGAACAUUCGACAUCUGAAUUGAAAAGGGCUGAAGAUCGAACGGACCAUAUUAUCGCACAGGCCGACAAGCUGAGGGAUGAGAUUGCCGCUGCCAGGAGGGAGAUUGUCGAUCGUAAAGCUGCCAUUGCUUGCCGAAAGUCGGAGCUUGCAUCUGCAUCGAGCGGUAUUGCUGUUCGCCGAAACAGACAACUCGAGGAGUCUGAGCGCUCCAUCUCUGUCGCCAAGUACAAAUGGGCCCGCAGUGCUGAUCAGAUGUCGUCUACUCGAGCCUUUCUCUGCAUGGAGGCUGCCAAGCUGUACGGUCUGCGCCGUGUCAAGAAAGGCUCGUCGUCUCGAUAUGAUUUCAAGAUCGGCGGCGUUGACAUUGUCGACCUUUCGUCUAUGAAUGCGGCCUCACCCGAUGUCUUGUCGACCUCUCUUGCCAACAUUGCCCAUGUUCUGGCUCUGACGUCUCAUUAUCUCUCCAUCCGGCUUCCCGCGGAGAUCACGCUGCCCCAUCGCGAUUAUCCGCGACCCACUAUCUUUAACCUCGCCUCGUCGUACCAACAUGGCGAGGUCCCGUUCCCCGGCUCUUCGGCGAUUCCUAGUUUUGUUUCGGAGGAGCGCGACAGUCAGCCACACUACGUUCCCCGUCCGCGACCACUAUUUGUCGAGAAAGCCUUGCCUGUUCUAGCCAAAGAAGAUCCGGUGGCCCAUUCCCUUUUCCUGGAAGGCGUGACGCUGCUGGCAUAUGAUAUCGCCUGGGCAUGUAGCACUCAGGGUGCCUUUGUUGGGGACCGCAACUCAUUCGAGGAUGUCUGCCACAUGGGUCGUAACCUAUACAACUUGCUCAUAGGCCAACAACUCUACAGCACUCAAACUGGGCGCCUCUAUCCCCCGACAACUUCAUCGCCCGCCACGAAGCAUGACACACCCGACCAGGAAGACCUCGGCAAAGCCCCUUCCUGGAUGGGGCGGUAUUCCCACGGCACAACGUAUGCGUUCCUCGGCUGUGCUGAGGGCUCCGAGUUCGUUCGCAGCUUUAAGCUUCCUAGCCCCCUGAAGCUUGCUGACAAGCUCAAGAAGAAGCUCAUCAGUGAGGCUGCUGUACCAGAGUGGGAAGUUCUUGAGGAUGAUGCGUGGGCUCUUGAGGACGGCGAAGGUCAACCAAAUCGGGCUGGCGGUGGUGGCGGCGGUACAAAUGGCUGGACAAAAGUGAAAAACAGGUAGACCGAACACUGACAAACUGUACACAAAACAGCAAGUACAAACCGCGACUUCCGACUUCCGCGAUGGUGAUGUAAAAGGAGGUGUUUAUCGUGAGAGGGUUUUUUCUUCUUUCGUAUUUUAGCGUUUUUGAGUACUUUUUUUGGUGUUUUAUUUUCUUCAUCUCCUAGCAACAACCCUUGCUCCGGUUCAUUCAAGCUCCUAGGCGGUUGAUCACUUGUUGCCUUUCACCUCCGGUUCGGGACGAGGUCCUUGUUGGACCACAAGCUCUCUCCAAUUCCGUAGAACGGGGUUCGCCUCACGAACAACGUUCAACUCAACC
This is a messenger RNA of Colletotrichum destructivum, 2026 nucleotides long. RefSeq lists its product as uncharacterized. The transcript has 2 exons. The coding region runs from base 298 to 1707 and encodes 469 amino acids. Gene Ontology annotation, molecular function: SNARE binding. Gene Ontology annotation, cellular component: endosome; lytic vacuole. Lineage: Eukaryota; Fungi; Ascomycota; Sordariomycetes; Glomerellales; Glomerellaceae. The record is from RefSeq and is a predicted model, not a curated record. Gene Ontology annotation, biological process: SNARE complex assembly.